CAACAACAACAACAACAUGAACGAUGUAGACAGAGCAGACCACCCCGAUGCCGCCCCCUACUCCUUCUCCCAGUACCACAGUGUACACAGCAAGAAGCUGAUGCCAGAAGACAUGGACUUCGCCCUCAUCGGCAGAGAGGUAGAAGACCUGAUACGCCAACUAGAGCGACUGAGCGCCCAGAUGAUCGACUGUCUAGAACACUUCGACCCGUCCCUCCACCAGCGGCCCCUCACCGUGCUCAUUGGGAACCUGGUGGACCAGUGUGAGAGACAGAGGGAGGAGAUGCACGUCGACUCGCAGAGGAUCACACAGAUGCUUAAUGAGGUCUCAUAG
Molecule: messenger RNA, 334 nt
Organism: Aplysia californica (California sea hare)
Lineage: Eukaryota; Metazoa; Mollusca; Gastropoda; Aplysiida; Aplysiidae
Exons: 2
Coding region: 17-334 (105 amino acids)
Source: RefSeq, a predicted model, not a curated record